Messenger RNA from Miscanthus lutarioriparius, 819 nucleotides. The record is from the annotation of a GenBank genome assembly. Lineage: Eukaryota; Viridiplantae; Streptophyta; Magnoliopsida; Poales; Poaceae.
AUGGAGCUUCCGCCAUGGGCAUCCUUCCUCGGUGUGGUGCUUGCCACCGUGAUGCUUCUCCAGGCCAUCGUCGGCCGUCGCAGCCGCCGCGUGUACAACCUCCCGCCCGGCCCCAAGCCGUGGCCGAUCAUCGGCAACCUCAACCUGGUUGGCGCGCUCCCGCACCGCUCCAUCCACGAGCUGUCCAGGAAGUACGGCCCGCUGAUGCAGCUCCGGUUCGGGUCGUUCCCCGUGGUGGUGGGCUCGUCGGUGGACAUGGCCAAGUUCUUCCUCAAGACCCACGACGUGGUGUUCACGGACCGGCCAAAGACGGCCGCCGGCAAGUACACCACCUACAACUACCGCGACAUCAUCACCUGGUCCCCCUACGGCGCCUACUGGCGGCAGGCGCGCAAGAUGUGCCUCACCGAGCUCUUCAGCGCCAAGCGGCUCGAGUCGUACGAGUACAUCCGCGCCGCCGAGGUGCGCGCGCUGCUGCGCGACCUGCACGCGGCGUCCGGCUCCGGCCGCUCCGUCAUGCUCAAGGACUACAUGUCCACGGUGAGCCUGAACGUGAUCACGCGCAUGGUGCUCGGCAAGAAGUACCUGGACAAGGAGGAGGCUGCCGCUGGCGCUGGGUCGGUGGUGACCACCCCCGAGGAGUUCAACAUAAAAACCCAACAAAACAGCAUCAGCGGCGACAACCGCUUAAAGCAUGCUCCACAUGAGCGAAAGUCGCUUUUCAGCUCUUUGGUCAGUCCAUGGUCAGUCAGCCGUUCCAAAUGGGUUGUCCGUCCAGAAGUCCUCUUAUCACCAGUAGUAGUAGGUGUUUCCCUGUGA